Paramecium octaurelia is the source of this 1257-nucleotide messenger RNA. The record is from the annotation of a GenBank genome assembly. Lineage: Eukaryota; Ciliophora; Oligohymenophorea; Peniculida; Parameciidae.
AUGAAAAGACUAAUCUUGGAUUUGGUAUAAAAUAAUAAUUAUAGUUCUUUUCGUCCGACGUUACUAGUAAAUGAUGAUAGGAUAUGUAUUCGAGCGAGAAAUGAUUAGAAUUAAAUUGAAGAAAUCAAAUGUAAAUUUGAUCUUAUCGAUUUUGCAAUAUAGUGGAAAAAAAAUCGGUAUAUAUCAAUUAUUGAUCAGCUAUGAGUUACUUUAUGGAUUCAGAGUUUAUAGAUAAUAAUCUAGGUAUAAGGUUACUGGAGAGUCAAAUGAAUAAUUAAUGAUGUUUAAGGAGUAUAUCAAAGAUAAGGUUCCGAUUUCGAUAAAAUUGAAAAACUAGUAUGAAAAAGUAUAAGAAGAACCAACAUUUUUUUAAGAGAAUGUAUAAAAUUAUUUUUAUUAUGUUUAGUGUAUUAUUGUGGAGGAUAAAAGUACGAAAUAAAAGCAUAUUAUGUAGAGAAUCUACAAGAAACUCAAGGUGACUGGUGAUGAAUUUAAGAUUUAAUUCUAUCUCAAAAAGAAUCCUCACCCUAAUAUUCUGAAAUGGAAUUCUCAUUGUGUAGAUUAGAAGAAAUAAUAUAUUUCUUUGGAUUAUUUUUAAUAUGUUACUUUGGAUAAAAUUUUUUAAAAGUAUGAGAAGGUCCCAUUAGAAACUGUGAGAGAAUUUAUGAGAUAAAUACUUUAGGGUAAAAGUUUUUAGAUUAAACUUAGUCUUAGAGCAUCUUCAUUCUAAAGACAUUAUGCAUAAAGAUAUCAAGCCAGAAAAUAUUAUUAUUACAAAUUUUGAUAAGCCUUAAAUUUAGAUUGGGGUUUUUGAUCAGGCAGUUUUGAGUUAAGAGUCUUGUAGAUUUGGUGGAACUAUAUUUUAUAGACCACCUGAGGUUAUUGAAGGCUAUAAUCAUACAAAUAAAUUUGACAUUUAUAGCGCAGGGGUGGUGUUUUAUGGUUUGUUGAAAAAUAAAUGGGUUUAAAGGAGAAUACAUCUUUAAAGGGAUUGCGCUAAAUUACAACAAUUAGAGGUAGAUCCUGCAGCAGUAGAUUUAGUCAAAUAAAUGCUGCAUCAUGAUCCAUAACAGAGGUUGGAUGUAGUAGAAUGCUUAGAUCACCAUUUUUUCAUUGAUGAAAAACCGUGUGUUGGAAACGCGUAAAAUAUAUAAUAAUUAUUUAGAAUGAAUCAAUUAUUUUAACAGUCAAUAAUUCCCCGAUUUAUGCGUCACUGAUGAGUGAUAAACAGCAUUUUUAUGUACAUAUUAAUAUUCC